Eriocheir sinensis (Chinese mitten crab) is the source of this 3530-nucleotide messenger RNA. RefSeq names its product WD repeat-containing protein 26-like. Gene Ontology annotation, biological process: proteasome-mediated ubiquitin-dependent protein catabolic process. The transcript has 13 exons. Gene Ontology annotation, molecular function: protein binding. Gene Ontology annotation, cellular component: GID complex. The record is from RefSeq and is a predicted model, not a curated record. Lineage: Eukaryota; Metazoa; Arthropoda; Malacostraca; Decapoda; Varunidae. The coding region runs from base 691 to 2469 and encodes 592 amino acids.
UUAAUUUUGGAGAAGUGGAAAGUGUGUUUUAAUCUUGGUGUAGGUGUGAAUAGUGGUUUGUUUUUGUGUUUUGCGUCGACAACAAGUUCAACAAUGCCCGUCCAUAUCUCUAACUCGGGGAUGAAGGUACAUUCCCUCCAUGCACAAUGCUUUAAAGUCUUCCAUAUUAAUUUUGUAAUGGUGGAAAGCGGGUUUUAAUCAAAGAGGAGGCGUGAAUCAUGGUUUGUUUUGGGGUUUUGUGGAAAGUGUACGAUUCCAACAAUGCCCGUCCAUAUCUCUAACCCGGGGAUGAAUACACGUUCCCUUCACGGCUCAUGCAUUAAAACCUUCCAUGUUAAUUUUAUAAUGGUGGGAAGCGGGUUUUUAUAGAAGUAUAAGCGUGAAUCGUGUUUUGUUUAUGGGUUUUCAGAAGAGUGUUUGAGUGCGCGGUGAGUUCGCGGCGCCAGCUGGAAGGAGGCAGUAGUCGAUCCUCCUCCUGCGACCUUCGGGGAUCGAGCGUCUCUCUCGGGCGGACCCUCGCGGCUGUGCUCAGUGGUGGUGUGCCUUCACCACGGCGCCCCCGUAGACACGCUGGCCUCCUGGCAGGACCCGCAGCCCGGUGGACGCUCUCCGCCGCCCCGCAAGCGUCGGAAACUCUCGCCCGAGGCCCCCACCAUCGCCAGCAGCACCCCCGCCAGCCCGCUCAGCACCAUGCAGCAGCAGCAGCAGCAGCAGCACGCCAACGGGGCAGAGGCGCAGCACAACGGCACGGAGGGCGACGGCGCUCAGGCGGUCAAUGGCUUGGGCGAGGAGGAGAGCGCGGCGCCGAGGCUCAGCACCGUGCAGCAAGACAUGGUACGACUCAUCGGCCAGCACCUCGUCCACCUGGGCCUCAAGAGGAGUGCCGACCUGCUCAUGUCAGAGUCGGGGUGCCGCCUCGACCACCCCGCCGCAGCCCGCUUCCGGCACUGCGUCAUGGAGGGGGAGUGGGCCAAGGCUGACGCGGCACUCAGUGAACUGCGGAACAUGCUGGAUGAUGCCAACAGCCUUAAGGAGAUGCGAUUCCUGCUGCUGGAACAGAAAUACCUGGAGCUCCUGGAGAGUGGGCAGGCGAUGGAGGCCCUGACCUGCCUUCGCUCCCAGGUCACGCCACUACAACACAACAUGGAGAGGGUGCACCAACUCUCCAGCCUAAUGUUUAUGUCCAACCCCGAUGAGCUACGUAAGGCGGCGCGCUGGUCCGGGAAGGGCAAGGAGUCCCGCAAGGAGCUGAUGGACCGCCUACAGCACUUCCUGCCGCCCUCCAUCAUGCUGCCUCCACACAGGCUGGAAACACUGAUUCUACAGGCCGUGGAGCAGCAGAAGACACAGUGCGCCUACCACAAUACCUACACAGACAGCCAGGUGCUGGGUUCAGGCGGGUCGCUGCUGAUGGACCACUCCUGCCCGCGCAACGCCUUCCCCGGCACCACCAUCCAGGUACUCUCCGACCACUGCGAUGAGGUGUGGAUCGCGCGCUUCAGCCCUGAUGGAUCCAAGCUUGCCACGGGAUCCAAGGACUCCACCGUCAUCAUCUGGGAGGUCGAUCCUGACCAGCUGACGGUGACGCGGCGGUUCACCCUGGACGGACACUCGUAUGGGGUGGUCUACCUCGCCUGGAGCCCCGACAGCGUCAAGCUCAUCGUAUGUCUGCAGGAGGAGGCGGCCGAGCUCAUGGUUUGGGACACAGAAAGAGGGGAACAGAUCUGCAAGGUGUCUAAUUCCCCUGAUGACUCACUCACCUGUGCAGCCUGGCAUAAGGACUCCCGGAAGUUCGUGUGCGGGGGGAUGCGAGGUCAGUUCUACCAGUGCGACUUGGAGGGGCAGAUCCUUGACUCGUGGGAGGGGGUACGCGUGCAAUGUCUCGCCAUACAGAACGACGGCAAGACUGUUCUGGCCUCGGACACACACCACCGCAUCCGAGGCUACCACUUUGAGGAGGUUCAGGACCAUAAUAUCAUCCAAGAGGACCACAGCAUCAUGUCGUUCACCCUGGACCAGACCGGGAACUAUGCGCUGCUCAACGUGGCCAGUCAGGGCGUCCACCUCUGGGACCUGCGCAACAGAACUCUGGUGCGCAAGUUCCGAGGGUUGACGCAGGGACAUUACACCAUCCACUCCUGCUUCGGGGGAGACUACCAGAACUUCAUCGCCUCCGGGAGUGAAGACAACAAGGUAUACAUCUGGCACCACAAGCGUGAGUUGCCAGUGGUCACACUCUCGGGUCACUCGCGCACCGUCAACUGCGUCACCUGGAACCCCGUCUACCCCUCCAUGAUCGCCUCCGUGUCCGACGACGCCACCGUGCGGAUAUGGGGACCCGCGCCGCAGUACCGGGGCGGCGGCGGCGGCGGCACGGGCGGGGCACAGAACGGCACCUCGGGGAACUCCAACGGAACGGAGACGGAAUCCCCAACCCACACGUUCCUGAGCAAUGGAGCGGCUGUGUAGUUGCCUCGCCGGCGGACCAACGGACAGACCGACAGCCCCCCCCUCGCGCCCUCACACACGUUAUCUCGUCGCAUGGUUGCCGGUGCUGCCCCCAGAUCCCCCCCUCGUCACCUCCCCCCCCCCGCAGUGCCACAGGGGGCGUGCACAGUGCCGGACAUGUAUGGACCUCCUGAAAGUGGGAUGUUUGCUUACGCCCUGGUGUCUCCCCCUGUCCCACCUCCUCCCCCCCAGUGGACGCUAUCGACGCCUGGGGCUGAGGGGCGGUGUGUGUGUGUGCGUGUGUGCGUUGGUUAUGGGUUGUCGCUCCCUCCCUCCCUCCGCCGCCGCUGUUUCUCUCCACGGAGGAAUGUCUCUCUCAGGAUUCUCUCUCUCCUCCUCCACCUCCUCCACAUUCGUCUCCUCUCCCAGUCUUGUCUUCCGCACGCUCUUUCCGCUCUUCCGCUCAACGUGGGACUCGCCUCCACCUCCGCCGCCUCCGCCCCAGGACAUGUGCAAGAACAAUCAUAUCCCCCUGGCACCCCCUCCCCCCCCCAUUCAUCACCCAUCACCAAUCAUGUCCGCCCCGCCCACAACACUGUAUAUACGACAUUUUAGUGUGUGACAUUUCCUUAGCUUAACCCUUCCUCAGCCUCCUCCUCCUCCUCCUUCCCUUCCUCCUCCUCCUCCUCAGGUCAUCUCCUUGUGGUGUGUGGCUGUUGGUCGGUCGUUGAGUCCUGUCCAUCCACGGUCCUCCUCCUCCUGUUGGGGUCGUUUCAUCCACUUGUGUAUAUACAGAACUUGCUUAUCGGAGCUGUUGUGUGGCCUCUGAAGAGUAACAUUUGCAAGCCACUCUCAGAACACGCCUCCUGAAGCUGUUUUCGUGGCCUCAAGAGAGUGACGUUUGCCUUCCUCCUGAACUGGUGAAGUGGAGGGCGGAAGUCAGCCAUGGAACUCACCUAUCGGAGCUGUUGUGUGGCCUCUGAAGAGCAACAUUUGACUGCUGUGAUGUCAAGGCAGUGGUUACUCUCCUUCCUUCCUCCUGAACUGCUGAAGUGGAGGGCGGAAGUCAGCCAUGGAACUCG